AUGAUCAUACAGGAUGAAAAUGCUUUUGUCCUAGCAGCUUUGCACAUAAGACUAUGUUCCUACAGGCUGCAGCGCACACCUAUCAAACUCCAGUGUUUUGCUUUGGAUCCUCUGUCUUCAACUAAGGAGAAUAUAGGCUAUAUUGUGCUUGAUUUAAGGGCUAUGCAGAAAAAGAAACAGACACCAAGGUGGUACUCUUUGCUAAGUAACAAGUAUGCUAAAUUUAAAUCCGAAAUAAAAGUAGGCGUUAUGUUGGAAACUGAUUCCAAAGCACCGGUUGGUGAUUUAAAAGCAAAGGAGGCGGCCCCUAGAGAAGGGAGGGUGUCUGCCCUUCUUUCUAGACUUGAUCCUAAAAGUAUUGUACCAGUCCUGAAUGAAGAAGAGGGCUAUCAUCAAAUUGGACCAGCAGAAUAUUGUAGAGACUAUUUUGUUUUGUCUGUAACCAUUGCAUUUGCCACACAAUUGGAACAGUUAGUUCCUAGUACGAUGAAGCUUCCUGAGCAUCAGCCUGAGUUUUUUUUCUACUACUCAUUACUGGGAAAUGAGGUAACAAAUGAACCUUUCACUGAUUUGAUUAAUCCAAACUUUGAACCAGAAAGAGCUUCUGUUCGAAUACGUAGUUCAACCGAUGUCCUUCAAGUUUAUCUUUGUGCACAGUCAAAGUUGCAGAUUCAUCUUUGCUGUGGUGACCAGUCCCUUGGAAGCACUGGAAUACCCUUGUCUGGACUACUGAAGAAAGGAAGUGUGGAGAUUGAUCAACAUCCUAUGGCAAUAGAAGGAGCAUUUGUCCUUGUUCCACCAAAUAGAGCUAAGCAGAACCUGCCACAGUUACCUCUGGAUAUGUCUCCUACUGUUGGGGUAUCUGUAAUUCUGCAGAAGGAGUGCUUAAAUGUUCAGCCUUUGAUUCCUUCAAAUGUUCCAACUGAACCCAAACAACCAAAGAAAGAUUUUUCACCUAUUGAUGGAGAAGCAAAGGGCCUGCAGCAGAGAUCCCAGGAUGUCCCUUCUCAAAUUGACCACUCUUCUCCAAUAGAAGGUGAAGCAACAGAAAGUGAAGCAGAAAGUCUGAAGUUUGAAAAAGCCACAGAGUUGAAGGAAGCUGCGGAUGAUGCUCCGGUAGUUGCACCUCAGCCCAGUCCUGUGAGUUCUGGCACUGCAUCGGCACAGAAAAUUCUCAUUCCAGCAGCCUCUCACCAUUUUUGCUUUUCAAUAGACUUACGAAGUGUGCGUGGUCUAGAAGUUGGUUUUCCAGUAAACUGCAUUUUAAGGUAUUCCUACCCCUUCUUUGGCAGUGCAGCACCUAUUAUGACAAGUCCUCCUACAGAAAUCAGAAAGAACAUGGAAGUUUUUCUUCCCCAGUCCUACUGUGUAUUUCACUUUGCAACUACACCUCAUCAGCUUCAGGACACGUUUUUCAGACUACCUCUACUGGUUGAAUUGUGGCACAGGGAUAAAACAGCCAAAGACUUGCUUCUAGGGAUUGCAAGACUUCAGCUUUCAAAUGUUUUGACUUCAGAAAAAACACGGUUCUUGGGUGGUAAUGGUGAACAGUGCUGGCGUCAGACUUACAAUGAAGCAGUCAGCGUCAUAGCAGCACAAGGGUCAGACACCAGAAUCGCAGAGCUUUUAUAUGCCAUCACUUUGGAAGACUAUGGACUUGUGAAAAUCCAUGAAGUUCUGGUGUCAGACUCUUCUCAAUGUGUAGGUGCUGGUCAGCAACGGCAAGCCACUCAAACUCAGCUUCAUUGUGCUUCAGAAAAACAGCCAGAACCCCGAGAAACUCUUGAAUACAGAGCGGCACUGGAAUUAGAAUUAUGGAAGGAAAUGCAAGAAGAUAUUUUUGAAAAUCAGCUUAAAAAGAAGGAAAUGGCCCGUAUGCAAGCACUUGCAGAAGAAUGGAAGAAAAGAGAUGAACAGAGAGAAGCACUAGUGAAGAAAAAGGUAGCAGAAUAUACUAUUCUGGAAGAACAACUUCAGAAAACCCUGAGAGAUCUAGAUCAACGAGAACGACAGCUUUUGACUGCUGAAUUAGAGAUUCAAAGAGGAAAGAAGGAGUUGCAAGCAGAGCAUGAACAAAAUAAGCAGGAGGUACAGGAUUCUGUGCGGCGAACCAGAGAAGAGUGUGCCCACCAGGUUGAACUAGAAAGAUCAAAAGUCAAGCAGCUGGGAGAAGAUAAGCUUCGUAUACAACAGCAGCUUUAUGAAGCAGAAAAUAAGUACAAAAUUUUGGAGAAGGAGUUCCAGCAAUACAAGGAACAGCAAAGCAGUAAGCCAGAAAUCCAGCUACAGUCGGAAAUAAAUCUUCUCACUUUAGAAAAGGUAUCUUGUUUUUUCAGUCUCUGAAAGCUAUUACAACAGUCCAAUCAUUGGUGAGGGAGAUGUAGAAUAAUUUUGCGUGAGCCUGGUUGAUUUGUCUAUUUUGUUCUAUUUUUACUUUUUUUCAAUAAUUUCCUCUAGCUAAAUAUUCAUAGAUAAUAAGGCUAGAAGUGGCAUUAUUUCUGUAGAGGAAGCUAUCGUGUUAGAGGCCAAGUCAGAAAAAACAAGCUUAUUUAAUGAAUUGCUACAGUUGUCAUUUCUGUUUGGGAAUCAGUGUUCUCUUCAUAAAAUCAAACGAAAAUUAACCUCGUGAAGGUUAAUUUUCACUGUUAAUUCGUUGUGUGUUGUUUUUUGUUUUUUUUUUAAUAUUUCUGGACAGAAGUUGUGUUCCUUACUGUCACAAGUUGUAUUCUUUAUAUCCUAUGCAUAUAGAUAUUCAAUGCAAAAAAUAUUCUGUGCACAGAUACGGGCUGGAAUUUUUGAGAGUUUUGGGUCAAAUUGUUGACAGAAUCUUCUGGAAAAAAACCACAAAAGACUCUUGGUUAUACAGCUAGUCUGCAUGUUAUUAGAUGGUCGAAUAGCUUCUAAAAUACUAGCAGAUGAUUCAAAAUGUUUUCUUGUACAGACAUAAAAUUUCUAACUAAAAUUUUACUAUAUUUCUUAUUUUUGCUUUUUAAAAACUCUUCAUAAAGAUAGUGCUAAAUAGCUUUUUUCCAGUUAAAAGAAAAUAUCACUAUGUUAGAUUUUUUGAUAGAAAUGUUUCAUUUUUCAGGAAACUGUGCUCUGUACUUUAUGUCUGUUUUCAUUUCAUGCCUUCUAUAUUUUUGCAAAGUGCAGCAAAUUAUUUUUCUUAGAGUUUAAGAAGUUUUUAAGAUUUAUGAUUUAGACAGUAAGAUCAGAGAUAGCCACUAUAUGCAUAGACUUAAAAA
Meleagris gallopavo (turkey) is the source of this 3245-nucleotide messenger RNA. The record is from RefSeq and is a predicted model, not a curated record. NCBI's taxonomy places the organism in Eukaryota, Metazoa, Chordata, Aves, Galliformes, Phasianidae.